AUGGGCAGUACUCAGGACAUGAACCCGGGAAAGCCGGUCCUAUUCUUCGAUAUUGACAACUGUCUCUAUCCGAGGAGCACAAAAGUCCAUGACAUAAUGGCCAAACUCAUUGAUGAGUACUUCUCCAAGCACCUGGAGAUCCCUUGGGAUGAGGCUGUGAAACUGCACAAAGAGUACUACACCAACUAUGGCCUUGCUAUUGAGGGGUUGGUGCGCCAUCACCAAAUUGAUCCUCUGGACUACAACGCCAAAGUGGACGAUGCUUUACCCCUUGAAGAAAUCAUCAAGCCCAACCCUGAGCUACGCGAAAUCCUGGAGGACAUCGACAAGUCCAAGGUCACUGUGUGGCUUUUCACCAACGCCUAUGUGAACCAUGGGAAGAAGGUUGUUCGCCUCUUGGGCAUCGAGGAUAUCUUUGAUGGUCUCACAUACUGCAACUAUGCGGAACAACCGUUACUCUGCAAGCCGGACCCCCGCAUGUACGAGAAGGCCAUGCGCGAAGCAGGCGUCGAGCGUGUGGAGGAUUGUUACUUUGUUGAUGAUUCUGCCUUGAACUGCACAGAAGCCAAAAAGUUUGGUUGGACAGCGGCUCAUCUCGUUGAGGAGGGAGUACCAGCUCCCAAGACCCCUGCUUCGCAAUACCAAAUCCAGCAUCUGCGAGAGCUACGGAACGUCUACCCGCAGUUCUUCAAAUCUACUUCAAACAAGGCAUAG
Molecule: messenger RNA, 714 nt
Organism: Fusarium tjaetaba
Lineage: Eukaryota; Fungi; Ascomycota; Sordariomycetes; Hypocreales; Nectriaceae
Product: pyrimidine 5'-nucleotidase
Exons: 4
Coding region: 1-714 (237 amino acids)
Biological process (GO): nucleotide catabolic process; pyrimidine nucleobase metabolic process
Molecular function (GO): nucleotidase activity
Source: RefSeq, a predicted model, not a curated record